Messenger RNA from Penicillium riverlandense, 312 nucleotides. RefSeq lists its product as uncharacterized. NCBI's taxonomy places the organism in Eukaryota, Fungi, Ascomycota, Eurotiomycetes, Eurotiales, Aspergillaceae. The transcript is spliced from 2 exons. Bases 1 to 312 code for a protein of 103 amino acids. The record is from RefSeq and is a predicted model, not a curated record.
AUGACUAUGAACAUCUCUAUGGUUUCCCUGAAUAUGACGAACAUUGAGAUUAUGCAGAAAUUAUACAUUGGUCUACUUGGCAUGGCCAACUUCUGGUUACACAAUUUAAGGCGAGCAGAGAUGUCAACCCCAUCAUGUAAUGAAGCAGACGUUGCUACUGCGACUGCAGCGAAGAAUAAUAUCUCGGCAGAAGAGAAGAAUUCCCCGCCUGCUGCUUCGCCGGUCAAAGAAGGCGGCAUUCGAGGCUGGCUACAAGUGAUCGGUGCAUUUUUCAUCUUUUUCAAUAUUUGGUAUGACAAGAACCACGUCUAG